Bolinopsis microptera is the source of this 3015-nucleotide messenger RNA. RefSeq lists its product as uncharacterized. NCBI's taxonomy places the organism in Eukaryota, Metazoa, Ctenophora, Tentaculata, Lobata, Bolinopsidae. Bases 34 to 2706 code for a protein of 890 amino acids. Gene Ontology annotation, biological process: positive regulation of transcription by RNA polymerase II. Gene Ontology annotation, cellular component: mediator complex; transcription regulator complex. The transcript is spliced from 17 exons. The record is from RefSeq and is a predicted model, not a curated record.
GACGUUUUAGGUUGAUUUUUGAUCAUGUGACCCAUGACUGCAACACAACGGGCCCAAGGCCAAGAUUUCAGUUCAGAAAAUGUUGAUAUUGUCUUCGUUAUAGAGAAUACUGCGGUCCUACAUUCUCUCUUCAAUGCAUUUAAACUCAGUUAUCUAGCCAAAUUCUUAGAGCAGCCCUCCUCCAACUCUAUUUCCAGCGGUUUAUUUGGCGAGUAUCCUGUUCAACAGUAUGGUUUGGUUCUAUAUGGCACUAAUGCCCCCGGAACCAGCGAAUGCAUAUGCUGCUUUCCACCAACUCAUGAUUUGUCAGUUUUCCUCAACCAAAUCAAAGAGAUAAAAUUUGAUGGCGGAGGUGCAGAAUCUCAGGCGUUUGUUGUCGAAGGAAUGGGUGUGGCACUUGAAAUCUUUGAUGAUAUGGAGAUAACUAGGAUCAAUAAGAAGCCCAAAGUUAAAAAACUUUGCAUUAUGGUCGGACAAAGCUCCCCAUACCUGAAUCCAUGUCAGUUUAGUCAGAAAUAUACUGGUCGCUCGUGUGAAAGGCUUGCAAAGAAUAUGGCUGAACGAGAAAUAAAGCUUUCUGUCCUUGCUCCUAGAAGAAAUGACCACCUCAAGAAAAUUUUUGAAGCUGCAUGUCCUGAAGAAAAUAGUAUAAAAGACUUGGGUGUUGACCCACAUCACAUGACUCUCAUAUCGGGAUGGAGUUUGCCAGUUUCAGACCAAGCAGAUAGUGCAACUAGUGCUGCAAAAGUGACUAGCUCUCCGCCCAAGAAGGUGAGAAAAGUAAAAGCAGAUAGUGGUCCAGCUAACCCAGCUUGGAGCACUGGUUCACCCCACCAUAUCCAACAACCAGCACAUCCGUCAGGCCAACAACCAGGCCCACCUCUCAUAGACUUCAACCUUAAUACCCCGUCGCCAAGUAACUUAGCUGCCGGUGUCGCUGCUGACCCAAACCAGCUGCAUGUCCCUGACCUCCCAGUCCAAUAUCCUGAUCCUUCCAACCAGAUUCACCAGCCCCGUAUGCCAGGGCCUCCACACUUGCAGCAGGGUGCUGGGGGGGCGAUACAACAGAACCCUCAGAUACCAGGUCCUGUAGUCGUCAUGCAACCUGGUCAAAUGAUGCCUGUUGGUCACCCGGGAAUGAUGCAACGACACAUUCAACCUGGCCAAGUACAGCCUGGGAUGAUGCACCCUCAGCAACAACAGCGGAUGAUGCAAGUAGGCCAGCCAGGAGGCAUACCCAUGCAGCCUGGUGCACCAGCAGGUGCUCCUCAGAACAUGGCACAAAAUGCUUACUACAACAAGAUGCUGCAGCAGCACCAACAGCAGCAACAGCAACAACAACAGCAGCAACAACAGCAACAACCUGGUCAGCAGCCGAAUCAGCAAAAUAAGCGUUCAGUGCUGUGGAAUGGACAGCUGGAAUGUUGGGAUGCAAAACAACGAGCUUCACCCAUAAUAGUGGAGUGUAAUCUUUCAAUAGAUGCUAGUGUAAAUGCGUAUCAAGAUACUUACAGCAGCAUAUCAAAGUGGCCUAAAAAGGCAGAAUUUUCUUUUAUGCCAGGCACUAUUCCGAGUCAACUCUCAAGCACAAAAAGGGCAGCGAAGUUAUAUUUUACUCUUAAUCCAAACAACAAUCAAAACCAAGAGAAUUCUAAAGGACAGAUUGAAAUAGGAUUGACAUCGACCGGGGAUUGUGGUUUGCUAACAGUAAAUAGUGUAGGAGGUGGAAAAGAACAAGUACUCAUGUUCUUCAGCACUAAAAUGAAAACCUUCAUGGGUUUAUAUCCUUUCAACCAGGCCCAGUUUCAAGAGGAGCUAGCCGGAAAGUUGCAAGAAGCAGAAUACUCAGCUGCUGUCAACACCUUGCCUAAUCCACGCCAAGCUGUUCAGCAGCAACAGCAACAGCAACAAACUCCACAACAACAAAAUCAACAACAAGUUCAGCAACAACAGCAACAACAACAACAAGUCCAACAGCAACAACAGCAACAGGUUCAACAGCAGCAACAGCAACAGGUUCAACAACAGCAAGCUCAACAGCAACAAGCCCAACAAAAGCAGCAGCAAGCUAAGCAAAUGCAACAAGCCAACAUGGUCCAGGGUAAUAUACCACCUGGUAAUGCUAACAACAGCAUUGCUUUCCAGCAGGCCAUGAUGGCUCAGCAACAAAUGCAGGCUCAGCAGAAUCAGCAGAGGAUGAUAAGAGCCCAGGGAAACCCUCAAAUGAUGGGACCUCAAGCUGGCCAGAUGAACCCUAGGAUGCAAAUGCAGAACCAGAUCAACAUGCAGCAGCAAAUGCAACAAUUCCACCAGAUGAGAAACGUGCAAGGAAUCCCUGCACAAAUGCAGCAGAUGCCCAAUGCUCCGGUCAUGGGUCAGAUGACACAGAACCAGAUCAUGGCCCAGCAGCAGGGGCAGAUGAUGCAGCAAGGCCAGAUACCCCAACAAGGUCACAUUCCACAGAGCCAGAUGUUACAGCAAGGUGGGCAACCAAUGCAGAUGAGGAUGGCCCCUGGGAUGCAGAUGUCGAGAAACGAUGAAAUGAUGAUGCAGCAGCAACAACAAAUGCAGAUGAUGAUGCAACAAAGAGGGCCAGGUGGUCUAACUAUGCAGCAGCAACAACAACUGCAACAGAACAUGCAAGCGCAGAACAUGCAGAACAACCAGAUGAUUCGACAGCAGCAGCCUUGGACUGGACGACAAUAGGAAAAAUUUAUAAAUUCAAAUAUUUUGAAUUAAAAUACAUUAAUAUUUUUAAUUUUACGAAGUGGUAAAUACUUUAAGUUGCUGGCAGCGAAUUGAAAUAUAAGAUCGAAUCUAAGAUGUAUUGAAUUGUACUUACAUGUCUUUUGUGAAUUGUGUCUAUUUCACGUUGUAUAGGAGCCUCUCCAACGUUAUUUAUUUAUGUCACGUCAAAGGGUAAAGAAGCUAGAUAUUCAGCUUGGGUAAAGUCCAAAUGUGUUCCAAUAUUUAUUAUUUUAUGACGAUCUUAUUUUAAUUUAAUGACUUUGUAAA